Polyodon spathula (Mississippi paddlefish) is the source of this 4750-nucleotide messenger RNA. RefSeq names its product TOX high mobility group box family member 3-like. Gene Ontology annotation, molecular function: chromatin DNA binding. Bases 611 to 2455 code for a protein of 614 amino acids. The transcript has 7 exons. Gene Ontology annotation, biological process: regulation of transcription by RNA polymerase II. Gene Ontology annotation, cellular component: nucleus. The record is from RefSeq and is a predicted model, not a curated record. Lineage: Eukaryota; Metazoa; Chordata; Actinopteri; Acipenseriformes; Polyodontidae.
UUUCCUUUUACAAAACCUCGUUGUUGCCAGUGAGAAUAUUUAUCCUCAACUUUAUCGUUUACCACUGAACAAAAAGAGGCGAGUGUGAGUGGUGGCAGAUCCUCCCUCAUAUCCUGGCGAGUUUGUUCUUUCCUUCUUGUUUUUAAUUUAUUAUCAGCACCCUACAUCACGCAGCGGGUGCUUGCUUUUUUUUUUUUUUUUUUUUUUGCAGCCUGCUGUAUCGGUGCCGGUCGCGUGGCUUCUUUGUGUACGGCAGCUGCUCCCAAAUGCACGGGCAAACUCAGCGGCUUGGCACAGGGCUUUAAAACACAGCAACACCAGCCCUGAAGAAACACCAACUCGUCUCAUCUCCGGAGACCGAGCGAUCUAGAGUACCUGCAUAGCCGAGUUCUGAAACUACUGUAAAAAAGGGGAUUCUACUGAACACAGCUCCGUCUGCACAGCUUUAAAUCAAAUCACACCUCGACUGCGCAGCGACUGGAGCAACAUACCUAGCACUCACUUGAAUGCGGAUAUAACAAGAACGAAGAAACGUGGGAGAAAGCACUUUUGAAAACCACAGUUACUCAGAUUUGCACGUUACUGUAUUACAAAAAACAAAAAAGAAAUAAUGGAUGUACGGUUUUAUCCAGCUGCUGCUGCGACCGCGAUAUCGGGAGAGCCUCCCAACCUGGAUUUUUCCCAGUGCCUAGGGUACUACAACUAUAAUAAGUUUGGGAACAAUAACAACUACAUGAACAUGGCGGAAGCAAAUAAUGCGUUCCUUGCGGCUAGCGAGCAGACGUUCCAUACCCCUAGCCUGGGCGAUGAGGAGUUUGAGAUCCCCCCCAUCACCCCACCUCCGGAGACGGAGCACGGACUCGGCAUGGCUGAUGGGGUGUCCCACUUCCCAGGCCUGCCUGGCCCUCGGGCCACUCAUGGAAGCGAGUUCACACCCCAGUUCCCCCCUCAGAGCCUCGAGCUGCCUUCUAUUACAAUAUCUCGCAACCUCCUGGAGCAGGAGCGUGUUCUCCUGAACAAUGGACUGCCAGGGAACCUCGGCCAUCUCCACAGCCACCACUAUCGCCAUAGCCCUUCCAUGGUCAUCAGGCCUGUCGGCAUGAACAGUGCUUCAGGAGGGAUGAUGUCACGGAAUCAACUGACCACCAUCAACCAAUCUCAGCUGAGUGCUCAGCUUGGUUUAAACCUGGGGGGCCCAAACGUGCCACACACCUCCCCCUCCCCACCAGCCAGCAAAUCUGCAACCCCCUCCCCUUCGAGCUCCAUCAAUGAGGAGGAUGCAGAGGAAGGGAACCGGGUUAUCGGUGAGAAAAGACCGGCCCCGGAUUCUGUGAAGAAGCCCAAGACGCCAAAAAAGAAGAAGAAGAAAGACCCCAACGAGCCACAGAAACCCGUGUCUGCAUACGCCCUGUUCUUCAGGGACACACAGGCUGCUAUCAAAGGGCAGAACCCCAAUGCCACCUUCGGGGAAGUGUCCAAGAUCGUGGCCUCCAUGUGGGAUAGCCUUGGAGAAGAGCAGAAGCAGGCCUAUAAAAGUAAAACGGAAGCUGCCAAAAAAGAAUACCUAAAAGCUCUCGCAGCCUACAGAGCGAGCCUUGUGUCAAAGGCUGCUGCAGAGUCAGCCGAGGCGCAGACCAUCCGCUCUGUCCAGCAGACCCUGGCGUCCACCAACCUCUCUCCGUCUCUCCUCCUGAACUCCUCCCUCUCGCAGCACGCCUCUGUGUCGGCCGCGGCCCUAGCACUUCAGCAGGGCCUCCCCAGGGCCAUUGCCCCCAAACCACUGCAGAUGAGGCUGUCGGGGAACCAGAUCGUCUCCUCGGUUAGCGGCACGCCUCCCAACAACAUGCUGUCAAGCAUCUCCACCCCCUUGAUGAGCCAGAUGGGGGCAACGAUAGUGGCGACGCCUACUGCCGCUUCUCAGAUGAGCCCCUCCAUGGGGAGCUCUCAGCAGCACCAGAUGCAACACCUGCAACAGCAGCAGCAGCAGCACCAGAUGCAGCAGCACAUGCAACACCAGCAGCUGCAGCAGCAGCAGUUGCACCAUCAGCAGAUUCAGCAGCAAAUGCAGCAGCAGCAUUUUCAGCAUCACCUCCAGCAACAGCUGCAGCAGCACCAGCAACACCAGCACCACAUGCAGCAGCAGCAGCAGCAGAUCCAGCAGCAGCAACAACAGAUUCAACACAUGCAGAUGCAUCAGCAGCAAAUGCAUCAGCAGCAAAUGCUUCAGCAGCAUCAGCAUCAGCAAUCCCUGCCGUCUCCCCCGCAGCACUCCCCUGGAACUCCACAGUCAGUAGGGAGCUCGACGCAGAUAAACACAACAGCACUGGGUAGUCCGCAGCAAACCAUGCAGCAGCAGCAGCAGCAGCAGCAGCAGCAGCAGCAGCAGCAGCAUCAGUCCCAAAUACAAGUGCAGGCCCAGUCUCAAGUGUUAUCGCAGCAGGUCAGUAUCUUCUAAGCCAAAACAUUUUUUAAUAAAUAUGUGAAAGAAGAAAAAUAAAAGCAUCAGCUGGGUUGCUUUUCUAAGUUGCACUUAAGAAGUGUGUAAGUUUUACAGAGAACUGUCCACUGUUGUCGACAGAUACUGUAUGCAGGGAUGCAUAAUGGAACAAAUAGGGAACCAAAUUUUGUCUAUAAAAUAGGCAGCGUAUAGAAACUGUGGGUGUGUUAUGUUUUUGCCUCAGUGUUUUGGUAACGACUCUGGCACGCCACAAAGACGAUGUGCUGUAAUGUUCACUGGGAGACUCAUUGGUAUUCAUGAUGAAGAAUUAUUUGCAAGGGUGUUGGUAACUAUUCUGCUAAACUGGACUGGACUAUUACAAUGAGUUUGGACAAUCAUGCCUCAAGAAGAGAACACGCCAUGAAAGAUAAGCAGGAGCUGUGACUAGCGUGUAGGUAGUACACUGUUUUAAUCAAACGAAAUGCACCGCACCAUCAAACAAAAUGCGUGGAAACUGGAGUUUGGUUUUAUUUAUGUACCAGGAUAUUGUACAGGUGAUAGUUGCUGAACAGAGGCUACUAUAACUCCCACUUCAUUGGUCCUCAUUCCUUUCUUCUCUUGCACUGAAUCACAGUGCCUGUUCGUAGCCAGCUCCAGCAUUACAGGAGGUCAAAACAAGAACACGUGUGCAGUUUUACAGCCAGGUAGAAGCAUGGACAGACAAGGCUGACCUUGGAGGCCAUAAAAGUCAUUGUGUGUAAAAUGUGAUGUGACUCUACUGUAGAUGACCGGUGGGGGGGGGGGUGGAGGGGGGUUAUGGGUACGACGCUGUCCAUUUCAAAGUAAAGUAUUCUCAAGCUCAUUCAGAAUGCAUACAUGUUAAUGCAGCCAGGCACACCUUCAUGUUUUUAUUUUUUAUUUUGUGCAAAUGUGAAUAUUCUAUGGUAUGUGUAAACUAUAGGCGCUAGGCUGAUGGUUUCAUGAUAGGUGUAUUUUUUAAAACCAGAUGGUCAUUUCUUAAAUAAAAAAUAAUAAUAAUAGUAAUAAAAACCGUAGAAAACCAUUUUGAUGCCCUGUAUAUGCCAAUUUUAAAUGGGACAAUUUCGUGCCAAAAGUUGUACAUUUUUCAUAACACAUGGUGUAAAUUUUUCACGUGAAGCUUUAGUGUAAACAUUGGUAACAUGGACUGUUGAUUGCUACAUCUCAGUGUGUUUUAUGCUGUUUUAUAUUUUUUUAUGAGUUACUAUAUCAGCAAUCGCAUUGUUUGUAUUUUGCUUAACAGAAAGAGAAAUUCUUGCUUUUUUUAUCUUGCUGUAGAAUAAAUACAUUUCAGUAAAACCCAACUGUUUUUGAGCUCUUACUAGAAAAGCUUAUUUAAAGAAAAUGAAGUUUAAAAAUUUAAAAAAUGAACAAAAUGAUUUCACUGAACCUGGGAAACAGCUAGCUUGAUCAUAUAACUGCGCUCCUUCCAGGUGUAGAUCAUGCACCUCUUGAAGCAAUGCAAAUCAGUGAUGGAAAUAAGACUCCCAUUGCAUAGCAGUUUGAUCCAUCCCUGGAUUUACUAUGAGUUUUAAUAAGACUUACCUAAGCUUGCUACCUAUACACUGUUGCUUAUCAAAUUUGUAUUAAAAACUGGAAUGACUGAGACUGCUAUGCAAUAGGAGUCUUAUUUCCAUCCCUGUCGAUAAGCUGAAGGGCUCCCAUUGUAAAUUGUGAUCCCUGGUGGGGAGACUUCAUUAACUUGUACCAUCUUGGAUACAUAAGCCCUGCUAGCCGAGUGCCUGCUGCCUGUCAGAUCAGAUCAGAUCAGCUCAUUGCCUAUCAUGACUGAAACUCAAUUGCAAAAGGGAGAUGCAGAUUUUUUAUGCUUGUGUAUGUCAGGGAUACAUUUGCUUAAAAUCAGUCACAUGUGGGGCGGUGCCUUCGCACACAAGUGUGCACUACAUGUAGUAGGUUAAAAUAAUUUAUUUUUUUCUGACCCUUGUAUAUACUGUGUAUAUAUUGGAUCAACUGAAGAAUACAGAUAAUAAAAAAAAGAAAAAAACUAAACAAAAAACCAAACAAGGUCCAAAGCUUGGUGAAAUAUUUGCCAUUCCAAAAUAACGUUUAAUUUUCUUACACUAAUGAUUAUAUUUUCAAUGUAUCUAUAAACUGUAAAAGGGAGUUUAGGGGUGGAAAGAGAAUGCAAACAGUGCUCAGUCUUAAGAAACAUGUAAAGCUGCUGGAAGUCCCCAGUGGAAACCCACCAUGUCUGUUGAAAAGGUUUGUGUUGCUCACUGUUGUAAAUAAAAGCAAGCGCUGCUCUGGCGUGUU